Messenger RNA from Leishmania major strain Friedlin, 1029 nucleotides. RefSeq lists its product as hypothetical. The record is from RefSeq and is a predicted model, not a curated record. Bases 1 to 1029 code for a protein of 342 amino acids. NCBI's taxonomy places the organism in Eukaryota, Euglenozoa, Kinetoplastea, Trypanosomatida, Trypanosomatidae. The transcript has a single exon.
AUGAGCGCGGGCGCGAAGGUGUUCUUCAAAAAGGUGGGCUUGCCGGCCAUCGGCUUCGGCAUCGGCUGGGCGGGCUUCACGGUUGUCGAGCAGAGCGGCUUGUUGAGCGAGCCGAUGCAGCGCUGGCUCAAUGUGCACAAUCUCAAACUGCAGCUCUACACCCAGUGCCUGCUGCCGACCUCGGUGGUGGAAAAGUACGGCUACCCAGAGGACAGGCUGCGGUCCAUAAUCGAAUUCCUGGAAAAGGGUUACAAUGAGUCCGAGGUGGCAGAACGCAUGACCUUCGAUGAGGUCUUGAGGCAGUGCGCCGUGCCGGAGCAGUUGGCGUACCUGGAGGAGCACGCGUCGGAAGAGAUUCCGUACUUUUACAUUGCGGACAUCUUUCAUUCCUGGGCAAACCUGAACGUCGACAGCUUCGUCCGGCAGCAGCCGCAGUCGCCCGCGGAAACGGCGACGGACGCUACGACCUCCACGUCUGCGGUCGCGAGCGCUGCCACUUCUCCCCCACUUGUCCUCCGCAACGAUGAUGCGUUUGACUCGGAGGUGCUGUGUAGCUCACUGUGGGAGAAGAUGAUUCACAAUGUCAUUCCAUUCGACGUGGCUAUUCGUGCUCUGUGCGUCUUGGUUGUGAACAAUUGCGCCAAUGCGCGGCGUCUGGCGCGGAUGUCAUCGCCGGAGCGCGUGGUCGAGCUGUACAGCGAGUACACGGACAAGAUCCAAGCGGAUCAACGGCAAGGCAUCGGGCCCGAUGUGGUGUCCCCCAAAGAGGUCACCGCCGCCACACUUUUCUUUCUGCGCGCUGUCAACGACGCCUCGGUUCACAGGCGGUGGAUUCCGCUGCUGGGGGCAUUUAGGCCAGACCCAUACCCACUUGCACGGAAGGUGUCGCCCGAGUUGUGGUGCCGUGCCUUUGGCAACCUCACACCAGCAGUGACAGGCGCGACGUCCGAAACGGCGGUGGUACUGGCAGAUGUCAUAAAUGAGCGGCUUCGGUGCGUCGAGCUGCGUAAGGUCGAGGCGGCGCCGUGA